CGAAACCAUGGAAGAUCUACAUGAUAUACAAUUAAUUGCAUGUAUCAAGCGUUUAAUUUAGUAUUAAAUGGAUCCCAAAGCUCUUUCACGUAUGUUAUGUCUAUGUACACAUCACACAGACGAUCAGCAAGAAUGACACCUCCCAGGAAAUUGUAGGCUUCCUCAAACUUUUCCCAAUCUGCUUUAGACAUAGCCUCUUCAGGUUUUCCAUCAAUCACCCCGUGGAUUUUCAAACAAUAAAACAUACCAUGGCCUUUACUUGCUAUCUAUUGAAGUGCACAUCGGUAAACUUAUCCGGCUUCAGUGCAUCGGCUAACACAGUCAUUGAUAAUGCAGAAAAUUGCCUAAAGUUAGGUUUUUGAUUUUUGAAUAAUUAAGCAAUAUUUCCAUGAUUAAUUCCAUAAUAUUAAACAUGACAACAUAAAAUACUAACAUGUGAAAUUCGAACAUAUUAGAUAUAUCGAUCAACAUGAAAAGGGAACAACAACCAUAACUAAACAGAUCGGAUCACGACGCAUGUACUGAUCAUUUGUAGAUGAAUUAGUUGUUGAUGCAGCAGUGAAGGUGUUGACAACAAUGUUGGUGAAGACGGGUCAAGCAAACGGCGACAGAGACGAUGGUACACAGAACUGCCCAACUUGGAUGGAAGACGCCCGAAGACCGUGAGCAGUCGUGCUAAGCACUUCCGAAAAACCUAGUUCACCCUCUCCCGUACAGGAUCACAAAGUUGAUUGGUUCCGAAGAUCUUCUCUCCAGUUCACCGGUGCACGCUGCUGGGCGAGUACAGAGAUGUGGCAAAACUCUAACUCGUGGGUAAGCUGUUUUUGCAGCGGAAGCCAUGCAAGAAUAUAUAUAGAGAGGCUCAGGCAUUCAUGGCGCACGUUUGAGUCGGUUAUAGUAGCCCACGAUUCAGGAGCGAUCUGAACCGACUAACUGUGAUGCUUCUGGCAAAGACUCGGUUUUCUUGGAUGGCAAAAUAAAGUUCGGCUCGAGACUCAAUCCACUCAACACUAGCGCGGCAUACACGUCGUGAUGGGAUGAGCGAAUGGUGAAGGAGGGAGAGGAGAGCGCAUGUACUACUCCUAUUCUCACUAACUUACCAAAUGGUGAGAUAACGUCUCUUAUAAGUUUGUCUAAUUUCCUCCCAACUUUCUAUGUGUGACUGAACUUAGCACUCUCACCACUUGCCACUCACAUGUGAGAUUGCCACCAACUUGAGCUGCGUCUCACAUGAGCUACCACACAUGGGUUUUGAGAUUUAUAGGAAUUUCUAAAAUCUUAUAUGGCCCACUAGUAUUGAGCUCAGUAUUUCAACAUAUACUAGUGUAUGGAAAUUACUAUUAUUAAAAGAUCACAUGAGUUUCUUUAACGUGGGAAAGGCUCUCCGCCAAGAUAUUCGUACCAUUUAGAGCAACUACAUUAAGAUAAUAUAAGCACACCAUAUAAGAUUAAAUAAUCUCAUUUUGCUCAGUUGGAAGAGAAAAGAGUAGAGAAGCGGAUAGCAGAUUAAGAACCAGCUGCCAGAAGACCUUUAUGCGAGUGUAAUGUGUGCUAUAGUUAUUGAUUGAGUUGCUGAUCCUUAUAGCGUGCUACUCCUAUAGUAUAACUAUUGGAUUAAAAAAUCACGAAAACGUAAAAGUCUUGCGUUUCGAUGCAUUGAUAAAAAAGAAUGUUCAUAUGUACAAGUUCAAGAGAGCACCACGCCACGCCAUACAACUCAACCCAGACGACCUAAUCUAGGGGAGAAGUUGGCGAAGCCCCCGGGCACCCGCGUCCGCCCACUGUCGCGCUUCGGCCUUGAUGUCGCCUAGUAAGGAGGUCACUGAGGGACGCACAUUGUCGAAGACCGCAGCGUUCCUGUGCUUCCAGAUCCACCACGCCAUGAGCAUGAUGAGUGACGAUGUACUUUUACGCAACUGGCGAGGGGCGGUCGCACCACCAGCGACCACCACCCUGCGAAGUCACUCUCACCCGUGGGAAGCCUAACGGUGGACCGAAUCCACGAUAGGACCUCAAACCAAAUAGUCCUCAAGAAGGAGCAUUCGGUCAGAAUGUGCGCCAUAGUCUCCCAUCUUGUUGCGUGGGGCAAUCCCUGCCGCGCCAGACGCCCACUCGUCCAACAUCUAUCGAGGCAAGCAAGCCAGAUGAACAACUUCACCAUGGGUGGCACCCAAGAUUUUCAGUUGAGCCUCCAGAAACCUGAUAGUAUCGCAGAUAAAAACUGUUUUAGGGUUUCGUGGGGUCUAAGCCUCCACCUCUUCUCUUUAUAUAAACAUGGCAGGUACAAAUACAGUGUACAUACGUACAUAUACAAACCGAUUCUUAACACUCCCCCUCAAUCUAAACUAUUUACUACAUACAAGGUUUAGAUUGGACUUAAAUCGGUCUAACAUCUGCCGUGUGGCUGGUUUUGUGAAUACAUCAGCCAGCUGAUCUUGAGAAGAGAUAAACCUCACCUUCAAAGCGCCAUCAGCUACUUGCUCACGCACAAAAUGGAAAUCAAUCUCAAUGUGCUUAGUUCUAGCAUGAAAGACUGGAUUCGCUGUAAGGUAGGUAGCCCCUAGAUUAUCACACCACAAAACUGGAACUUGCUGCUGGGUUACUCCUAGUUCCUUAAGCAAAGAACUCACCCACAUAGCUUCAGCAGCUCCAUUAGCUAGUGCCUUAUACUCUGCUUCGGUACUUGAUCUCGAAACAGUAGGCUGCUUCUUUGCACUCCAGGAAACAAGGUUCGGUCCAACAAAGACAGCAAACCCUCCAGUGGAGCGUCGAUCAUCAACACAUCCUGCCCAAUCCGCAUCUGUAAAAAUACUGAUGUUCAGAAACGGUGACUUGCGUAUCCGCAGGCCGGUGUCCAAGGUUCCCUUCACAUAACGCAAAAUACGUUUGACAGCUUCCCAAUGUGCUUCAGUGGGCUGAGAAAGGAACUGGCAUACUUUAUUUACUGCAAAAGAUAUAUCCGGCCGUGUAAGCGUCAAAUACUGCAAACUGCCAACAACACUGCGAUACCUGAAAGAAUCAUCAGGACCCAAAAAUGCUCCAGUAUCACGGGCAAGACGCUCAGUCGGUACUAGAGGAGUAGGCACAGGAUUGCAAUUCUCCAUAUUGACACGAAGCAAGAGAUCCAAGACAUACUUGCGCUGAGUGAGUAUCAUCCCCCCUGAAUUGCAAGCAGCCUCUAAGCCAAGAAAGUAAGCCAAAGAGCCAAGAUCCUUGAUCGGAAAGGUGUCUGAAAGAGAACGCACAAGUCCUUCGACAGCAGCAGGAGUAGAGCCAGCAAUAACAAUGUCAUCAACAUACACCAGCAUGAAAACUUGAACACCAGACCGAUUAAAGAUGAACAGGGAGGUAUCAGCCUUGGAUGGAACAAAACCAAGCUGGAACAGGCGAGCACUGAGACGAGCAUACCAAGCUCGAGGAGAUUGCUUCAGCCCAUAAAUAGCACGCUGCAACUUGCAAACAUGAGAGGGAUAUCGAGAAUCUUCAAAACCAGGUGGCUGCUGCAUGUAGACAUCCUCAGCCAAGAAACCAUGGAGAAAAGCAUUACUGACAUCGAUCUGACGAAGGGUCCAGCCUCGAGAAACAGCAAGAGAGAGGACCACUCGAAUAGUAGCAGGCUUCACAACUGGGCUAAAAGUGUCACCAUAAUCAAGACCUCGUCUGUGUGAAACCCCGGGCAACUAGACGCGCUUUAUGCUUCUCAAUAGAACCGUCAGGACGAUGCUUGGUUUUGAAGACCCAUUUGCUGCCAACAAUAUUGGUGCCAGGAGGACGAGGAACCAAUGUCCAUGUUCUUGUGUGAGUAAGGGCAGAGAACUCCUCUGCCAUAGCAGCACGCCACUCCGGGGCACGGAGAGCAUCCCGAUGAGACACGGGGGCAGCGAACAGGGCGCGACGACUCGGAUUAUACCGCACAGUACCAUCCGUAUAUUGCUUCUCACGCCGCGUGUUGUCACGCAGUCGGGUGACCAUCUGAUGAGCGGGUGGAGCGGUCGAGGGAGCAGCCGAAGACGUCGCGGCUGAGGAGUCGGAGCCAUCAGCAGAAGGCGACGCGGGCUGCACUGGAGAGGACGACGCGCCGCGAUCGGCAGCCGGCAUCGACGGAGGCGAGAGAACCGGCGCAUCGGGUGGCGCGGCCGGUCCAUGCAGUGGAGCGCCAAGCCCGCUGCCGGACACAGGCGCGGGAUCGGGCGACGUGGUCGCGGGAGCGGGCACAUGGGGAGGCGUGCCGGGAGCAUGCACGCCAUGCACGUCGAUCGGACGGGCGGAGGCCGGCGCGGGAACAUCAAUCCAAGAGGAGACCUGCACACACGGAGCAUCGCCUGAUGGAGGCGGAUUAGAGCACAGGUAGGUUAGGUCAUAUUUACGCACAUGAUCAUUCGUAGCCGGUUCAGAUUCGGGAAAAGAGAUGGCAUGACGAAGUGUAGGAAUAUCAACCGUGACACCCGGUGUGGCAUAGGGAAAACACGACUCGUCAAACACAACAUCUCUAGAGAUAUAAAUGCGGCCAGUGGAGCGAUCUAGACACUUAUAACCUUUGUGCAUGGGACUAUAGCCGAGGAAGACACACAAUUUGGAACGAAACUCAAGUUUGUGUGUAUUAUAUUUGCGUAGACUAGGCCAGCAUGCGCACCCAAAUAUCCGAAGGAAAUCAUAGUUGGGCUGGACCUUAAAGAGGCGAUGAAGAGGAGUAUCCUUGCGAAGGACCGGAGUGGGCAUGCGGUUGAUGAGAUAGCAUGCGGUCGUGAAAGCCUCAUCCCAAAAACGUAAUGGGAGGGAAGAGUGCGCAAGCAGGGCAAGCCCUGUCUCGACGAGAUGGCGAUGCUUGCGCUCGGCAACACCGUUUUGUUGGGAGGUAUGGGGACAUGACACUUGGUGAGAGAUGCCAGUGCGCUGAAAAUAGCGGUGAAGCUUAUGAUAUUCCCCACCCCAAUCAGACCGAACAACCUUAAUUUUGGUGUUGAGAAGGCGUUCAACAUGAGCCUGAAAAGCAUAGAAAACUUGCUCGACAUCAGAUUUGUGCUUAAGAAGGUAAAUCCAACAAAAACGCGAAUAGUCAUCAAUAAAACUGACAUAGUAUUUGAAACCACCAGAGGAGGCCACAGCAGGACCCCAAACAUCGGAAUGAAUCAGUUCAAGAGGCAUAGUGGAAAUACUAUGAGACAAAUUAUAUGGUAAUUGAUGACUUUUGGCACGCUGACACGCAUCACAAACCGACAAAGUAUCACUAGGAGCACAGGAGAGCUCAUUAUUCUUAACAAUAGCUUGCACUACAUUACUUGUAGGAUGACCUAGACGCUGAUGCCACCGUGAGGAGGUGGCCUGGACGCUGGAACAGGUGUGGGUGGACGAUGAUGAAGACGCUCGACUAACUGGAAUCGGAUAGAGUCCAUCCCGGCUUCUACCGUGAAGAAGUGUUCUCCUCGUGGCCUUGUCCUUGACACAGAAAAAGUCACGAUGAAAUUCAACAAAGACAUAGUUAUCAUGAACAAGGCGAUAAACAGAAAGGAGGUCUUUGCUAAUGUGCGGGACAUGGAGAAUAUUUUUCAACUUGAGAGAUGAACCGGCUAAGGAGGAAUGACCAAUAUGCGAAAUAGACAAACCUUGCCCAUUGGCCACGUGAACCUGGUCCUUCCCGGCGUAGCGCUCGUGCAUGUUGAGACGCGAGAGAUCACUGGUUAAGUGAUCCGUCGCGCCGGAGUCCAUGAACCAAGGAGGGACGUCGGUGGAGCUCGUUGAAGCGGAGUUCCCGGAGCGCUGAGAGUUCCCGCGAGGCUGGAAGUCGGGGUUGUAGCGAUUGCGGCAGUCGGCCGCAGCAUGACCCCAGUAGGUGCAGAUCUGGCACUGAGGGCGCUGACGACGGCGACCAUUGCCAUUGCGCCCAUUGCCGGUGCCGUUGUUGUUGAAGUUGGGACGCCCCUGAUCGCCCCCAUUGCCGCCGUAGUUCUGGCGGCCACCGCCACCACCGCCGCCGUUGGGACCAGACUGGUGCGAAGGCUGCCCAGCCGGGCGACCACCACCUUGGGCCGGCGGGGAAAAGGCGGACUGGUACCCCGAGCCCUGCUGAUGGCUAGGGCGGGACACGACAUUGGCCGAGGAUGGCCAUUCCUCCGUCUCGGCCUGCUGCACCUGCAUGGCCUCGAAGGAGAGAACACUCGAGUAAAACUCAGUGUAAGGUAUGGAGCGAGUGGACAGGUUGAGGGGACCGGCGAGGGAGUUGAACGCAGAGCCAAGGCCGGUGAUGAUGUAGUCCACAAGCUCGUCGUCGCUGACGGGGAAGCCAGCGGUCACCAUGAUGUCGGCGAGGUUCUUCAUCUUCUGCAUGUACACCUCCGCCGUCAUGUCGCCCUUGCGGAGGGACUGCAGCUGGCGCCGAAUAUGGCGGAUGUUGGCACGAGUCUGGGCGCCAAACAUGGUGUGGACGGACGCCCAGACCGCGGCAGCCGUCUUGCAUCCAAUCAGCUGGGACGCGAUCUCUUCUUCCAUGGAGGAGAGCAGAAGGCCGAGCACCUUCUGAUCUUGCAACCACCACGUAGCGUACGCAGGGUUGGGGACAGCACGGGCGGCAUCACCGGUGCCCUCGGUGAUGGUCUGCGCCGGCGCGGGAAAGAUACUCUCAUCCAGGUAGCCAUGGAGAUUGGCCCCGGAGAGAUUGGGCAACGUCAGCCCGCGCCACAACAUGAAGUUGGAGCGGUUCAGACGAACGGGGCUGGAGGUCGUCAUGGCCGUCGCGGGGACGGAGCUGGAGGGCGGCGCGACGAUGGCGCCGACUGGGUUGGAGAUCUGCAGCGCCAAUGAAGACGACAUGGCGGCGGAGCGCGACGCAGAGGCGGCGUCGGAGCGGAAGAGCGAUCUCGCUCGAGAUCGAGAGGCGGCGGCGGAAAACGCGACCUACGCUCUGAUACCAAGAUAAAAACUGUUUUAGGGUUUCGUGGGGUCUAAGCCUCCACCUCUUCUCUUUAUAUAAACAUGGCAGGUACAAAUACAGUGUACAUACGUACAUAUACAAACCGAUUCUUAACAAUCGCCCCCUGGAAGAGGGCGCCGUAGCAGGAGCUAGAAGAAUACUGGCCAUCCGUCGUCCAACGCCAAACCAGCCUGUCUUGGUCUGGAGAUAACACCACGUCCCUCAGCCUAAUCCAUAGCUGAACAUACUGCAGAGGGCGAGGGAACUCGUCACACCUCCAAUGUUCGAUAUCCAGCUGCGCUCCACCAGCGCCUGUUGUACCGUGCGCCGCUUCCUGCAGCGCUUGGAAAUGAGCGCGUAGACUUCUGGCGCUAUCUCCCUGGAGGACUUUCCAUCCAACCAUCGGUCCUCCCAGAAGAGAGCGGAUUCUCCAUUGCCAACCACAUGAAAGUGGAGGCAGCGAAGGCAUCCAGCUCGAUCUUCGAGAACUGCAUGUCGAGCCCGCGCCAAGGUCAUUGGGGGUCAGUCCGCAUCCUCCAAAGCAAACGAACCCUGAGGCUGAUGGCAGUGCGUGCGAGAUCUGGGAUCCCCAAGCCCCCAAACCGCAGCGGGCGGCACACCCUGGACCAAUUGACAUGGUAGUGGCCGCCAUUGGCCUCCGCCCUACCAGCCCACAGAAAGCUCCGUAGGAUCGUAUUCACCUUCUUCAACGCCUUCUUGUUGAAGGUGAGCACCAUGAUUUGGUGCAGCAGAAUCUCCGCUAGCACCGACUUGACCAGCGCCAAGCGCCCCGCCCGAGGCAUCAUCAAAGCCUUCCAGGUGGGUAGCUUGUCAGCAAAUCAGUCCACCACAGGCUAGAACGCCUCACCCGGCAGCCGACGGACGGAAAGAGGGAUGUCAAGGUAUUUGAUGGGGAAGGGUGCCAGCUGGCACUCCAUCACCACCUCCGCGGCAUUCGCCACCUCCUCCUGCAGGCAAUCGUCUGGAAGGUCAAUGCUUGCAUCCAUGUCUUGAAUAUGAAUAUGGGGAAGACGGCAGUGGCGGCUUCUAGACCGGUGCGCGCUAAGGGUUUACCAGACCGAUUGUGCUCCUGAGGCGUUCGGUUUUAGAUGAUGUGCGUAGGUGUGAGGUCAGGGCACAUGAUCCUGACACCCCCUUCGUCAAUCUUGUAGGUCUAGCAACAACAGUCGCUAGCAUGAUGGCUUGGAUUGAUCGUUGUAUUCACUUUGUCAAGUUUGUAGAAUAAUAUAAUAAUAAAUGGUGUGUGCAUCAUUUUGAUGCAGAGGGCAGGUAUCAACCUCCAUUUCAAAAAUAAAAUAGAGCAUGUGAAUCGACAUGUCAGCCCUCCCAAAACCGUAUAUAAGUUCCACUGUUUGUAGAAAAUGGCCAGUAUUUUUUCCCAUGCCAAGUGAUUCGUUAGAUGUGUCUUGAAAUU
Messenger RNA from Lolium perenne, 8342 nucleotides. RefSeq lists its product as uncharacterized. NCBI's taxonomy places the organism in Eukaryota, Viridiplantae, Streptophyta, Magnoliopsida, Poales, Poaceae. The record is from RefSeq and is a predicted model, not a curated record.